CUAGCGUCAUACAAGUAUGGUUAGCAUCAGUGUAGGCUCGUGCUGCUGCAGCUAAGUCAACUUAUUAUACAAUUAUUUCCAGUUAAAACAUGUCAAUUCCUAGUUGGUAACUAGGUUAAGUAGCUGUCGCGUAGGUUAGCGGUAACAACAGUAGUUAACUGGUUAAGAGAGCAGAGCCAGGCUCAUUGUUACCUUAGCUAGCUUCUGAUGUGCUAGCUAACGCUAACGUUAAAGCCUAGCGUCAACAGUAAGAGGGAGCGAUUCAUAUCCAAAGCGACACAAUAACACAUCGAGCAGCAUGGCGCUCAAGUCAGGAGAGGAGCGUCUGAAGGAGAUGGAGGCUGAGAUGGCUCUGUUUGAGCAGGAGGUUCUUGGUGGCCCAGUACCAGUGUCAGGAAGCCCACCUGUUAUGGAGGCAGUACCUGUGGCCCUCUCUGUCCCUGCAAUUCCAGUAGUGCGACCCAUUAUCGGUACCAACACCUACAGACAGGUCCAGCAGACAUUAGAAGCCAGAGCUGCUAGUUUUGUUGGUCCUCCACCCCCCAUCUAUGCUGGACCAGUCCCUCCAGUGCGUCCUCCCAUGCUGAGACCAGCCUUUGUCCCCCAUAUCCUGCAGCGACCUGUUGGUCAGAGGCUGCCAAUGAUGCGCGGCCCUCCAAUAGCACCUCCUCUGCCCCGGCCUCCUCCACCACCUCCCAUGAUGCUCCCUCCUUCUCUGCAGGGCCAGGCACCUCAGAGUGCCUCUCAGCCCAUCCAGCACAUGGCUGCAGCAACUCAGGUCAAUGAUAUGGUCUCAAUGGUGUCAGCCCCACCCACAAGACAGGUAGCCACGCCCCCAAUCAAACCGACACCGUCAAUCAUCCAGGCAGCACCAACCGUAUACUCCUCCCCUCCUGCCCCUGUUGGACAUAAAAGAAUUGAUGUCCGAGCUCAGAGACAGGCCAGAAUGGAGGAACUUGCAGCGCGGGUUGCAGAGCAGCAAGCAGCAGUGAUGGCAGCAGGUCUGCUGGAUAAGAAGGAGAGCGAAGACAGCAGCACCGUCAUUGGACCCAGCAUGCCUGAGCCUGAGCCCCCCCACACUGAGCCUGUGGAAAGUGCUUCAGAGGACAAAAAGAGAGCGAAGGUGGAGAAGGUGAAGAAGUGUAUCCGUACUGCAGCAGGAACCACGUGGGAGGACGCCAGUCUGUUGGAUUGGGAUUCAGAUGAUUUCCGAAUAUUCUGCGGUGAUCUUGGUAAUGAGGUGAAUGAUGACAUACUGGCCAGAGCCUUCAGCAGAUACCCGUCUUUCCUCAAAGCUAAGGUGGUGAGAGACAAGCGUACAGGAAAGACUAAAGGCUAUGGCUUCGUCAGCUUCAAGGAUCCAAACGACUACGUGCGAGCCAUGAGAGAGAUGAACGGGAAGUAUGUCGGCAGUCGUCCAAUCAAACUGAGGAAGAGCAUGUGGAAGGACCGCAACCUGGAGGUGGUUCGCAAGAAACAGAAAGAGAAGAAGAAACUGGGCCUCAGAUAGCAUUUGUGUGAGUGGGACUGUGUGUUGUCCUCCCCUGUAGAUAGACAGCAGCGUGUAAGAGCAUGACUUAUUCUGAUCUGUCCAAUCAGGAGAUGUGCUGAGAUUGUAUGGCUGGUUAAGUUUUUUUUCUUCCUUAAAUAAACCAUAAUUUCUUAGUUGA
Plectropomus leopardus (leopard coralgrouper) is the source of this 1670-nucleotide messenger RNA. RefSeq names its product RNA binding motif protein 42 (gene rbm42). The record is from RefSeq and is a predicted model, not a curated record. Gene Ontology annotation, molecular function: mRNA binding. NCBI's taxonomy places the organism in Eukaryota, Metazoa, Chordata, Actinopteri, Perciformes, Serranidae.